CUCCCCUCAGUUUCGGGCAAGAUGGGCGCACCUCGCCGGGCAGUAGCUUAGUCUCUACCUACAAGACAACACACACACUAAAUGUUCCCUUAUAGUAACAAUUAACCAAUUGUAUAUUAAUCUUAUUUAAGGGAAACACACGCGAGGGGGAAGAGAGACACGCGCGUACACACACACACACAGCCAGACACACGUAGGACGCCGUAUCGAGACACACGCGAGCUCUAUUUUUGUAAUUAUCCGCGCCGAGUGAAAUCCGAGUGUAGUGUGCUCUCGCCGUUGUAAUUUCUACGACCGUUGAAAGACGAGAGAGAGAAAGAGAGAGGAGUCGGAUCGCCCGUGUACCUUGCAUACGCGACUCGCUGCUUCCGUGUGAGUGUUCCGAGAAGAGCAACGAGUGCUGGAAAUACGCCGAGGGAGGAGGACAUCAUCGUCAAAAGGUACGGGAGCCGAGUAAGAGGAGAACAGGCGACGAGAGAGAGACGGGAGAAGAGAGAAGAGGAGCGGCCGUUGCACAUACGUGUGUAUAUAUAUACAUAUAUAUACACACAUAUGUGCGUACGUGUGCGAGAGGCAAGCAGAGCGCUCAGCUAGACGUGCGUUCGUUGUCGUCCAGGUGUUACCGGACACCCGGGUUGGCUCCCUCCGGCGAGGGAACGAGCGAGGAUCGACGCGGCCCGCCUCCCCCAUCGCUCGACGAGCAUCGUCGUCAUCGUCGUCGUCAUCGUCGUCGUCAACGUCAACGUUUGCAGCGGCGAGCUUUCCUUGACGCGGUGCAGUGUCGUCAACGGCGCCGUUAGUCUCUGUUUCGCGGCGCAGCGUGCGCUGUCUCUCUCUCUCUUUCUCUCGCUUCCUUUUUUCCCUCUCUCUCUCUCUCUCUCUUUCUCGCUCGUCGCCCGAGACACUCGUCGGGUGUGUGCGGUGCGUGCGUGGUGCGUUUUUCAUACGUGUGGUGCAGGAGGGAGAUUUAACAACGACGACGACGAGGCCGUUGCGAGAGACGUGGAGCCGGUGCUGCGCGUAUUAUCGGUAGUUUACAACAGCGCUGGCGGUGCAUUGGUUCUUGGAUCAGUGUCGCCGGUGAAGAGAGAGAGGAGGAGACUCUUGGUGCGGACGAGAGGAACGGCGAACAGGGAAGAGGAGGAGGGGGAGGAGGAGGUGAAGGAACCGAAGUGGCGGCGCUAAAGCGACCGGUUGACGGUGGUUUUUAGGCUGCGCGCCGGCGUGCGUUAUUGUUAUUAUUGUUAUCGUCGUCGCGACUGCAGCUGUGCAUCAUCGUCCACUCGACGGGCGACGAACGUCGGACACCGGGACGACGCAACCACCCGGCCGCUAUCAUGUCUGUGAGGAUGGAAAACGUGGCCGCGCGGAAGAUCAAUUAUAAAAUGAUGAACACGAACGGACCGAGGCCGGCGUACGUAGGCGCCAACAACGGCAACGCGGGUGGCGCCGGCGGCGGCGGAGGCGGCGGCGGCGCCGCCAACGCCGGCAGCAUCGGCGUAGGACCCGCGGGCGGCGCGGGCGCCGGAGGCGGCGGCGGCGGCGGCGGUGGCGGCGGUGGCGGCGGCGGCGGCGGCCACGGACUGAAGGGCAACACCGGCGGCGGGCCACGCGGCGGCAACCCGGUGCAGUACCGCGCGAGCACGGCGCCUCACGCGGCCGCGGCCGCGGCCGCGGCGGCGGCGGCGGCCGCUUACCCGCCUUACACGAGAUACCCGAGCGCAGCGGCAGCGGCGGCCGCCGCGGUCGGCGGCGGCCCUCAACAGCUGCCGGCGUCCGCGAACCCCUUCGUUACCGCCACGUACGCGCAACACGCGACGUAUGGUGGACAACGGGUGCCUACAGCUUCAUCUCCCGCGAACACUAACAGCAGCUCUAGUAGUGCCACUGGCAGCCAAAGUGGGACAAUGAGCACGAGUCUCAGUAACAACGCUAUGCAGGGUCAACAGGCGGAGCAGCUGUCCAAAACAAAUCUAUACAUCCGUGGCCUCAAUCAGAAUACGACUGACAAAGACCUCGUUAAUAUGUGUUCUCAAUACGGAACUAUAACUUCCACCAAGGCAAUUUUAGACAAAAAUACAAACAAAUGUAAAGGUUACGGAUUUGUAGACUUCGAGUCACCGAUGGCGGCAGAGGGUGCUGUCAAAGCACUGGUCGCCAAGGGGAUACAAGCGCAGAUGGCGAAAGUGGGUAUCUGGUUGCUCCGUAGACUGGACAGUGCGUGGUUGUGCAUGCAACAACAGGAGCAGGACCCCACCAAUCUGUACAUUGCCAAUCUACCGUUGACUUUCAAGGAGAACGACGUCGAAGCAUUACUGGCUCAAUAUGGACAGGUCAUUUCAACUCGCAUCCUCCGCGACACCUCGGGUCAAAGCAAAGGUGUCGGAUUCGCAAGAAUGGAAUCUAAAGAAAAAUGCGAGCAAAUUAUCCAGAUGUUCAAUGGAAAAGCGUUGCCAGGCGCAAAGGAUCCUUUAUUAGUUAAGUUCGCUGAUGGUGGAAACAAGAAGAAAUCGUUGUUCAAGAGUACAAUAUGGAGGGAAACUGGAGAAAACAUGACUUUGAAUUACGACACAAGUGGUGUCGGCCAGAAUGGCGUUGCUGCGACUCACAUGCUUCCCGCGGCGACUCUGACGCAGUACAGCCGUCACUACGGUCAGGCACUGCCUGGUUACAGUGUGCCAGGCGCUCCUUGGGUGGCACCUUAUCUCGUGCACCCUUCCCCACCACAUAUGCAACAGGUUGACAUGAUUCCGUCGGCCGAUCCUAGCAAUCCGCAGUACAGUAUGAUUCCUCAGCUUACCACGCAGAUGUCUACUUUGCAUCUCGGCACUGGUUCCUACAUAGCGAGCCCGCAUCCCUAUCCUUACACCACUUACCCCGCCCCUAGCAUCAUUCACACCAUGCCACUGGGCGAGUCGGAGCAGACGAGUAACGCGGCGUCUCCCGACGAUUCCUAUCAACAAUACCAGGCUCAGCAGCCUAAGUAGGCCACGGUUUAUAAUAGAUGUACGAUCGCGCUAAGAGUUACAUAAGAGUUAGAAAGAAAAGGCAUACUGAUUGACGCAUCAAGAGACACGCGUAGAACGAGCGACAGCAACCGACACCGAGCGGGAUAAUUAUACUAAGAAGAAUAUAGAUUUGAAACAAAAACUACAUUACGUAACGGAUAAGAUUCUUCCUCACGAUAAAUUGACUUGCCAGCGAUGUUUUAUACGUUUUAUCCAUCAGUAAAUAGGGGAAAGUAGUUGAUAUUUUGCAACGAGUAGGUAGAAUGAAUGUUUGAAAGAAUGUGUAAGAGCGAAAGGGAGCGAGCAAAGAGAGAGAAAGAGACAGAGAAAAUAGAAUUGAAGAAAUAGAGAAAAAAAACAUGAGAGCGUUCACGUGUCAUCCGCGGGGCCAGCACGUGCAUCCGCACCGUUAUGGCUCCGUUAAAACUAUCUAUGUAACGGUAACACGUACACUCCCAUGUACACAGAUAGAUACACAAAGAGAGAGAGAAAGCGAUACAUACACAUAUACACACAGUGACAAAAAAAUCGAGUUAUUUACGAAGGACAGUUUAGUGUCAAGCUGAUAGGCUUCCAUGAUGUAACUUUAGGUAUUACUAAGAACAGAUGAGACAGAAAUUGAUCGAAACUGAUCUCGAGAAUUCGAGAGUAUGAAUAAGUAUUUUAACGAGUAAGAGAGAGAGAGAGAGAGAGAGAAUGUGCGUGUGCAAAUUGUAAGGAAAAAAAACGAAUAAAGAAGAAGAAAAAAUAAUGCUGCUCAGAAAUAUAUAAAGGAGAAUUCUUCCUAAGAAAAUAAUAGUAAAUAAUAAUAAUAUACGGAGAGAAAGAGAGAGAGAGAGAGAGAGGGAGAAAGAUGGUGAAAGAGAGGGAGAGAAAGAUGGAAUGCACUACUUCCAGAUGAUACGAUUGACAGGUAUUAACAUCGAGAGGAGAAAUUCAAAGAUUCAGAAUCAUGACUGCAAAUCUCGAAAAUGGCGCUCAUUUGCGAAAAUUCUUCGUUGAGAACAUGCUUGGAAACGCGUCUUCCACGAGAGCGUACAUACACUUCACCCACAGAUCUUUCUUCACAUUACAGAUUACAGACUAUACAAGAUACACCGACAGAAACAUCAUACAUUUUUAUCGUUCACGAGUUCACGUGUUCUCUUUUCGGGUUUUUCUUUUUUUCCGCUUUGUUAAGAUGUUCAGAGACAUUCCAAACCGGA
This is a messenger RNA of Camponotus floridanus (Florida carpenter ant), 4213 nucleotides long. It is a transcript of the gene shep, whose product is annotated as protein alan shepard. Gene Ontology annotation, cellular component: nucleus; ribonucleoprotein complex; cytosol. NCBI's taxonomy places the organism in Eukaryota, Metazoa, Arthropoda, Insecta, Hymenoptera, Formicidae. The record is from RefSeq and is a predicted model, not a curated record. Gene Ontology annotation, molecular function: poly(A) binding; poly(U) RNA binding; mRNA 3'-UTR binding.